AUGUUAAAACAAAGAAAUUCGUUUUUCUUGCUUGAAAUUUAUUUAAAUCUUAAUUCUAAUUUAAUUUUCUUUUUUUUUCCAGAUCAACCAACGGUUCUGGAAUCGAACCAAGUCCCCAAACCAUCAACCUGGUACUACGUGGAGCUGCAAUACGCCAAAAACAGCAAUGGAAGCAUUCUGCUCUUCCGCGGCUACCGCUACGACCGUCAGAAGCUGUUUCCCGAUGCCGUAAUUUCGUGGAAAUGCUCCGAGCGUGACUGCCCCGCCAUGGUAUUCACACUGGGUGAAAACUGCCUCAAGAUCAAAUCCCAUGCUCACAACCACGCGUGCCUCGGCAACAAGGCGAUGGUUUUCAGCAAGAAAGUGUCCCAACUAGCGCCGCAGUACCAGAACGUCCAACCAGCGCUGCAAGUGCCUUCGAAACCACCGCCGCUGCUGCACGACCACCAAACGCCGAUGCCCUCGAUCUGGUACACGGUUCCGCUGAAGUUCUUCCGCAACAAGGUGAGCAAGCUGAGCGUCCGGUUCCACGGCCACGAGUACAACAUGGAGAAGAAGACACGGUCGGGGGAUACCGUGACGUGGAUUUGUCCCAAGCCCGCGUGCAGCAGCUUCAUCAUCACUCGCGGCAAGGAUCAGGUUUGGCUGUGUCCGCGACCCCAUAAUCACGCACCGAGCGCGUUCCGAGCGCUUAGGGUGAAGCAAAGCGACCAGAAACUGGCUGACGGUGGUCAGGCCCAGAAAGCUAGUACUGCGCCGAAGCAAAGUGUUCCGAAAAGUGACAAUGCAGCGAAAAAUGACAAUGCUCCGAAAACUGACAAUGUUCCAAAGUUGAAAGAGGAGGUCGACCCAAUGGGGGAUGACGUUGAAUACAUAGAGGUUAAGGUGGAACCAAUUGAUAUAGAAUAAUUUUGAAAUUGAAAUCACGUUGAAUAAAUUCGAGGAAAAUUGUUACUUCGACUUUGAAGAA
Molecule: messenger RNA, 970 nt
Organism: Culex pipiens pallens (northern house mosquito)
Lineage: Eukaryota; Metazoa; Arthropoda; Insecta; Diptera; Culicidae
Exons: 2
Coding region: 1-909 (302 amino acids)
Source: RefSeq, a predicted model, not a curated record